Molecule: messenger RNA, 197 nt
Organism: Paramecium octaurelia
Lineage: Eukaryota; Ciliophora; Oligohymenophorea; Peniculida; Parameciidae
Source: the annotation of a GenBank genome assembly
CCUUGAAGACUUAAUGAACACUUAAUAAGUGACUUAAGAAAUAGGUAAGGACAGUCUAACGAAAUUACUUUCAUUUAGUGAUAAAUUAUAUACAGAGAACAGGGUUGUAACAUCAACAUAGUGGUCGCCCAAUUACCUCAUACAUUCUUAGCCUCAUAUUCCUAAAAUGAAGAAGGAUCAAUAACAGAUUAAGUGAG